AUGUUGGCCCGUACUGCUGCUAUCCGUUCUGUGUCCAGAUCUUUGGUCAAUGCUGCCAGGAUCGCUAGAGUCGCAAGACCUGCUACUAUCAUCGCUGGUAGAAGAUAUGCUACCGCAAAAGCUCAACCUACUGAGGUUUCUUCCAUCUUGGAGGAAAGAAUCAGAGGUGUCUCUGAAGAGGCUAACCUGAAUGAAACUGGUAGAGUUUUGGCCGUCGGUGACGGUAUCGCACGUGUCUUCGGUUUGAACAACAUUCAAGCUGAAGAAUUGGUCGAAUUCUCUUCUGGUGUUAAGGGUAUGGCUCUUAACUUGGAACCUGGUCAAGUCGGUAUUGUGUUGUUUGGUUCCGAUAGAUUGGUCAAGGAAGGUGAAUUGGUCAAGAGAACCGGUAAGAUUGUCGAUGUUCCAGUUGGUCCUGAAUUGUUGGGAAGAGUUGUCGAUGCUCUAGGUAACCCAAUUGAUGGUAAAGGUCCAAUCAAGGCUGCUGGCCGUACCAGAGCUCAAGUUAAGGCUCCAGGUAUCUUGCCAAGAAGAUCUGUCCACGAACCUGUUCAAACUGGUUUGAAAGCCGUUGACGCUUUGGUGCCAAUCGGUAGAGGUCAAAGAGAACUGAUCAUUGGUGAUCGUCAAACCGGUAAGACUGCUGUCGCUUUGGAUACCAUUUUGAACCAAAAGAGAUGGAACAACGGUUCAGAUGAAUCCAAGAAGUUGUACUGUGUUUACGUCGCUAUCGGUCAAAAGAGAUCCACUGUGGCUCAAUUGGUGCAAACUUUGGAACAACACGAUGCUAUGAAAUACUCUAUCAUCGUUGCAGCUACCGCUUCUGAGGCUGCUCCUUUGCAAUACUUGGCUCCUUUCACUGCUGCUUCUAUCGGUGAAUGGUUCAGAGACAACGGAAAGCACGCUUUGAUUGUCUACGAUGAUUUGUCUAAACAAGCUGUCGCUUACCGUCAAUUGUCUCUAUUGUUGAGAAGACCUCCUGGUCGUGAAGCCUACCCUGGUGAUGUCUUUUACUUGCAUUCCAGACUUUUGGAAAGAGCCGCUAAGAUGUCCGAGAGAGAAGGUGGUGGUUCUUUGACCGCUUUGCCAGUUAUCGAGACCCAAGGUGGUGAUGUCUCCGCUUAUAUUCCAACUAACGUUAUUUCCAUUACUGAUGGUCAAAUUUUCUUGGAAGCCGAAUUGUUCUACAAGGGUAUCAGACCUGCCAUUAACGUCGGUCUAUCCGUCUCAAGAGUCGGUUCCGCCGCUCAAGUUAAGGCUUUGAAACAAGUUGCUGGUUCUUUGAAACUGUUCUUGGCCCAAUACAGAGAAGUUGCUGCUUUCGCUCAAUUCGGUUCCGAUUUGGAUGCUUCCACUAAGCAAACUUUGACCAGAGGUGAAAGAUUGACUCAAUUGUUGAAACAAAGCCAAUACGCUCCAUUGGCCGCUGAAGAACAAGUUCCAUUGAUUUACGCUGGUGUUAACGGUUUCAUUGACAACAUUGAACUCUCCAGAGUGCAAGAAUUCGAAGCCUCUUUCUUGGCUUACUUGAAAUCUAACCACGAAGAUAUCUUGAGCUCCAUCAGAGACAAGGGUGAGUUGCCAAAGGACUUGUUGGAGAAAUUAAAGUCUGCCACCGAAUCUUUCGUGGCCACCUUUUAA
This is a messenger RNA of Torulaspora delbrueckii, 1641 nucleotides long. It is a transcript of the gene ATP1, whose product is annotated as F1F0 ATP synthase subunit alpha. NCBI's taxonomy places the organism in Eukaryota, Fungi, Ascomycota, Saccharomycetes, Saccharomycetales, Saccharomycetaceae. Gene Ontology annotation, biological process: proton motive force-driven ATP synthesis; proton transmembrane transport. Gene Ontology annotation, molecular function: proton-transporting ATP synthase activity, rotational mechanism; ADP binding; ATP binding. Bases 1 to 1641 code for a protein of 546 amino acids. The record is from RefSeq and is a predicted model, not a curated record. The transcript has a single exon.